Pelobates fuscus (common spadefoot toad) is the source of this 5292-nucleotide messenger RNA. It is a transcript of the gene ASIC4, whose product is annotated as acid sensing ion channel subunit family member 4. The transcript has 11 exons. Bases 573 to 2183 code for a protein of 536 amino acids. Gene Ontology annotation, biological process: sodium ion transmembrane transport. Gene Ontology annotation, molecular function: ligand-gated sodium channel activity. The record is from RefSeq and is a predicted model, not a curated record. Gene Ontology annotation, cellular component: plasma membrane. Lineage: Eukaryota; Metazoa; Chordata; Amphibia; Anura; Pelobatidae.
UCUCUCUCUUUCUCCCUCUCUCACACAUCCUCAGUCUUUUAUUUUACCCCCUCCCUCUCUUUCUUGUAAUAUGGGGAUCCCUUUCCCUCCCUGAGACAGAGGAUUGUCUUAGCACUUGUUUAAAGGCUCACAGUCUUCGCUGGUUGAGAAAGCACCAAAGGAGACAAUAUUUUCAUCGCUCUCCCAGCUGUGCUUGCCGAGAUAAGCAAAGUCACUGAGAGACGAGCCUUAAAGGAUAGAAGAACUGUGCAGACUACCAGAUUCAAGGAGCAGAAAGCCUCCUCCUGGUCUCUUCUUCUAUUUUGCUCCCCUUGUCUCCUUCCAAUCUUUUUUCUUCUGGUUUUCUUUUACCCCUUUUUCUGGCUCUGUAUUUUGGGGGAAACACAGGAAAUUGGAAGUAGGAUGCAGAGAGAGAAAUAAGCGAAGACUUUUAUACUUUUCAUUUCUCGUCAGCCAAGGAAAGUGAUUUGGACAUCAGAGAGAUCCAGCAAGCAAAGAGGGGAACGGGGCAAAGGGGUUUGCCCCAGGAUUUUGUAAGCCCCGAGCCCCGGUCUCCCCAAAUUCAUUCGCCAAUGCCCAUCGAGAUAGUCUGCAAGAUCAAGUUUGCAGAUGAAGAUGGGAACCAAAAGGAGAAGGAGGAAGGGGAAAGGGAGAGUUUGAUUGGGGAUGACAUUCCUGUUGUCGAUCGGGACUUGGCAGGGUUUGCCAGAACUAGUACCCUACAUGGGCUGCGGCAUAUUUUUAAAACAGGCAGGCUGGGCAUCAGGCAAAGUCUUUGGGCAUUGGCAUUCUUGGCAUCACUGUUAUUUUUUCUGUACCAGGCAGCUAAAUGUGCCUUGUUUUACCUUGAGCACCCCCAUGUCACUGCCGUGGAUGAGGAGGUGAUGGGUGAGAUGAUAUUUCCAGCAGUCACUAUAUGUAAUAUCAACCGUUUCCGGCACUCAGCACUUACGGAUGCUGACAUUUUCCACCUGGCCAACUUGACUGGUCUCCCCCCAAAGGACCGGGAUGGGCACCGACCAGUGGAUUUAAUGUACCCUGAUCCUGACAUGCUGGACAUAGUAAAUCGGACUGGUCACCAACUGGCAGAGAUGCUAAAAAGCUGCAACUUUAGUGGGGACAACUGCACUGCACACAACUUCUCUGUGGUAUACACGAGGUACGGCAAAUGUUACACCUUCAACGCUGACAAGGAACACCCAAAGGUGACCAGACAAGGAGGAAUGGGGAAUGGACUGGAGAUAAUGUUGGACAUUCAGCAGGAAGAGUACCUGCCAAUCUGGAGAGAGACCAAUGAAACCUCGUUUGAGGCUGGAAUCAGGGUUCAGAUCCACAGUCAGGACGAGCCCCCCUACAUCCACCAGCUUGGAUUUGGGGUGUCCCCAGGAUUCCAGACAUUUGUCUCUUGCCAGGAGCAGAGAUUGACAUAUUUGCCCCAGCCGUGGGGUAACUGCAGAGCCAGCAUGCCACGGGAGCAGUUUUUGCCGGGUUAUAGCACAUACAGCAUUUCGGCUUGUCGUCUACAGUGCGAGAAGGAAGCCGUGCUGAGAAAAUGCAACUGUCGCAUGGUACACAUGCCAGGUAAUGAAACAAUCUGUUCUCCAAACCUGUACAUUGCCUGCGCCGAUCACGCCUUAGACUCCGUAGCAGAUGAUACCAGUGACAAAUGCACCUGCUCCACUCCCUGCAACCUAACUCGCUACGGCAAGGAGAUCUCCAUGGUUCGAAUCCCCAACAAGGGAUCUGCCACCUACCUGGCUCGAAAAUACAACAAGGACGCGUCCUACAUCAGAGAAAACUUUCUGGUCCUGGACAUCUUCUUUGAAGCUCUGAACUAUGAGACAAUAGAACAAAAGAAAGCGUAUGACUUGGCCAGUCUGCUUGGAGAUAUCGGGGGCCAGAUGGGUCUGUUCAUUGGUGCCAGUUUUCUUACCAUUUUGGAAAUUCUUGAUUACCUGUAUGAGCUGAUACGAAAUAAAGUUAACCGCGUUUUUAGGCGAAAAUCAUCUCCGGUAAAGAAACCAACGGAGAACAUUUCAACACUUGUGAUGGAUGAUCUCAAGGAUCAGAGUUCUAUUGAAGUCCGGGGAAGGCAUCCAGAGGGAGCUUAUGCCACCACAAUGCUUCCUAACCACCAUCGGCACUAUACACAUCAUGGUGUAUUUGAAGAUUUUGCUUGCUAAGAUACAGACAUGGUGGUGCUAACAGCCCACAACCUGACUCUAUUCCUUGGUGGUGGUAAAAACAUUAUCUAUGGAUCUUACCCUAGCUCACAAUUACCCCCAAGGCAACCCAGAAUCUGGACAUCCUUCGUCCAUGAAACAUGCGGAUGGACUGGCCUUUCCAAACAUAAAUCUGUUACAAGAUAAACUUGAGAAGUUUCUGCAGAGAUUUCUCUUUAAUACCUACAAGUAUAACAAAUCCUUUCUACAUUCUCUCUCUCAUAGACGUGUGCGGGAGACGUCAACCACCACCUACUACGAACAGAGAGAGAAUGAUGGUCUAUCUAAUCUUCCACAGACACCGUCCAAUCAAAUAAGAGAGUUUACGAUGUCUUUCUCCUGCAGUGGAAGAGUAAGAAAGGUUAAGGGUAAACAAGUGAGGGAAUUUUCUAAAUCCAAACAAUGAGAUAUGAUUAGCUUUCAAUAUAAAAAAUUACAAAUUAGUGGAAAAUAAGAAAACAAUAAGGAUCUCAUGUUUUGUCUAUUAUCGGGCAUAAGGGAGAGAUUGCUUAAGAACAUUUGGAUUUUGGGAGAAACUUAAAAUGUGAUUGUGAUCUGUAACCACAAUGAUGAAGGCAAUGUAAUAACGGCAGCACAGUCACCAUAUCAUCUCCAAGUCUUUAUUAAGAUUUCCAAGGAUUUUUAUAGUGCGGCCAUUGUAUACAGCACAGUACAACAACACAGGCACAAUGACUCCAAAGAGCUUGCGAGUGCAAACCGUAUUGUCAGACACUUUAAGCACAGCACACAAAAGCAACUCAUCUCAUAUGCUAUUUAUCGCCCCCACCACCACCACCCAGAAUUCCUACCCCGAAAGUCAUAGUUUACGUUUGCAUGACACAAACAGGCAAUAAGGUGCUCUCAGGGCAAUCAAUAAUCAAAUGCCACCUCUCUGGGCAAAGUGACGCAUUUUGCUCUAAGUAUUCCAGAUUCUAUUACACUUAUAUCAAAAGCACUCCAAUAUAACAAUUAUAGAUGUAUUUAAACAUGGAACUACCAGAAGGUGUGUGAAAAAAAGGCUUAAUCUUAUAUAUUUCUCACGCAAAGAGAAGAGAGAGUUUACAGUCCCUUUUAUGUCUCAGACAUGGCAAAGUGAGUUUGCAAAAUAAAGGCAAUUGCAAGGGUAUGACAUAAAUUGCACAGAAGCUGACCUAAUUAUAAGGUUGACUUCCCUAGGAAAAAUCAGACGACUGUGAGAAAUCAGAAUCAAAUAAGGGAAUUUAUGUUACAGAGGAAGAUGAACAGGUUCUAGACAAAGAAAAAAUGGAGCCUGGCUGGACAAAAUAAUAGUGCUUGUGGUCUGUCCUGUGAGGUCAGAUUAAAUCACUUGAAGACAAUCAAAUUAGAAACUUGGUUUAUGGUGAGAAGGAGGAUGUGGAAGAAUGAAAGGUAAAAUAUACUUACUUUGGAGUGUUAAAAUAGUAGGCGACUGAUACCUUAAUAUCUUGAAAAGGCAUAUUAGUACAAGCUUCAAUAAGUGCUUAGCAUUAAGUUGGUCAACUUGCUUCUCUGCUGCAGUUGUCAUGGGAUGGACAACCAUCUCACCAGCUGUUAUCAUGGGAUGGACAACCAUCUCUCCAGCUAUUAUCAUGGGAUGGACAGUCAUCUCUACCGCUGUUGCCAUGGAAUGGGGAACCAUCUCUCUUAUUUGUUGUCAUGGGAUGGAGAACCAUUUCUCCAGCUGUUUUAAUGGAAUGGAUACCAUCUCUCCUGCUGUUAUCAUUGAUAGACAACUGCCUCAAGCUGUCCAGAGGUUUACACACCCUGGGUCAUGCACAUGGGUUUUGUGACAUCUUCACAGGGAUUAUGUAGUAUACAUGGUGCUGGAACUAGAUGGAAGUUGGACAGCCAUGAUUUAGCAUACUUUUAGUUAUAUUGACCAAGCUGGAGAGUCCAUGUUUGGUAGUGGAUUUGUUAUCCCUCUCACUGCCAAUAAGACAACAGUCUAAUCAAGAAGGUUUUAUCGAAGUUUGAAAUUUUAUCGAAGUAUGAAGUUCACUUCACUCCCAAUCUGAUCACCCAAAAUUUGUAAACUAAGUAUAGUUAGCUACUAUUGUUGACAUUAUAGUUUCAAGCAUAUCACUAAUGUUAACAUUCAUAUAUCAUAUAUCAUUACAUAGUAAUAUUUAUUUAAACAUAUAAAUGAAUACAUAAAUAGUCUAAAAUAUUUAUAUAUUUAUAUUUUUGGUGAGUAACUGAGUAUGACCACCAGUCUACAGUUAGACAGGUCCUUAUAAAUGAUAAAUUGUAGAUAGAUUGCCGUGGAGUGGGGUUUACACUUGACACAGCUUAAAAAUGAACUGUCAUUCUCAAAUCUCCAAGCCCGUAAAAGGGUCAGGUUGCCACAUAAAACCCUGGGUAGCAAGCUUCAACAAAUUGCUCAUCAAUAUUUUGACCCAAAACAUAUACCAGUCGUGAAUGCUUUGGUGCACACUAAAAUUGGCUGCCUAGGGAGCAAGCAGAAAAAGUAUGCAGCUUGAAGAGCAACUCCACCAGAUUAUAUGGCUGAACCUCACCCCAGAUACACCCUAUAGUCAGCCCAGUAUAAUUACGCAGUUUAGCAUUGAUCCUGUGAUCAGUCCUUCACCUGCUUCUAAUGGCCCCAGGCACCAUUCCAACUUGGGUAACACUUUGCUGUUUGUGGCUAGAGAAUUACAAUCCUUUUCAUCCUUUUUUUUAAAUUGGGCGUUAAAAUGAUGAGAAUUGUGGUUUAAAAUAACUGAAGUGCCAUAUGGUACCAACAGCUAGUGUUACAAUGUACGGGCCAUCAGACAAGGUUUGGUGAUUUACAGAGCGGACUUCUAUCUAUGUACCCCACACAUCCUUGACGAGAACUCUUGGGUAAUACAGAUGCCCCCUGGUAUCCCUUUCCUUUUCUGAAGGAAGUGAAAAAUCAGUCACUGGUAUUAUGUGCCGAAUAAUAUCCAGCUAUUUUCAGCCUCCUCCAUUAUCUCAGCAGUUCUGCGCCCCUCUGGGGGUGUCUCUGUCUUUCAAAAUUACACAUAAACACGGGGGCUGUGCAAAAGACUUGUUCUCAUUGUACAAUAUUUUAAUGUUAAGCAUUAAAAAU